AUGUAUGCACUCCACUCCUUUGCCCGUGCGUCCCCCUGGCCCAAACCACGGCAGGCUGAAGAGUACGCUGUAUCGCGCGGCAUGGCUGUGGUGGGCGUGUAUGCGGCCAACGAGCGCGUGGACGCACAUGCGCCCGCCCACGUGCCCAUGCCGCUCAGUAGCUGCUGUGCGCUCAACACCCAUUGUGAAUGUGCUCCCUCGCCCGUGUGUCCCCCAUGUCCCAAACCACGGCAGGCAGAGGAGUACGCCUCAUCACGCGGCAUGGCCGUGGUGGGCGUGUACACGGCCAACGAGCGCGUGGACGCACCAGAGCUCGCGGCGGGCACCAAGCGCGUGGCGGACUGUGUUGCCAAGCACUGCUCGCCCGCCUGCUGCCUGCUCCUAGACCCCAAGGUGAUGCAGCAGCUGCUGGGAACAGGCACGGGUGGGCAAGCAGGAGGGGCGGGGGAAUCAGAGUCGAAAUCUGCAACACCAGUGGAGGCUCACCAGGCGUUCAAGCUGUACACGUGUGAUUCAGCCCGUGUGUGGCGCUUUCAAAAGCCGGCUGUAGCAGGGGGGAGCACGAGCGCAGCAACGAUGCGCGUUCGGCCGGCGACAGUGGCCGGCAUUCUUCGGAGCUAUUUGGAGGAGGGACGGCAGUGGCGACUAUGCGAUUUUGAGGAGCACCUGGAUGACGUGUCAAGGGGCAAACAUCCUCCUUUUCCUCCUUUCGACAACCACACCACCACCCCCCUCGUUCCCCUCGCUGUCUCGCCGCAGCGCCAUCGCGGAGCCGCGAUCUUUCAGGGUAGCAGGGUCGCGAUCGUUACUGCUGCGGCAGCGCAAGCAGCUAUGUCAGGCGCAACCGCCGCUCCUUCGCGGGUGUUCUCCUAUAUAUUCAGCGGGAAGAGAUCGCAUGUGUUUGGCGGACUGUUCGCCAUAGGCCUGCUGUCCUAUGUUCCUUGGUACUACAUGACAGCAGGCAAGAAGCAGCUGUCGCAUUCAGACUACAUGGCCAUGCAGGAGAAGGAGAGGAUGAGGAAGCAGCGCUUCUCCACUGCUCCUGUCCACGACGACACUCCUGCUGCUGCACCGUCCCAGGCCUCGUCUCAAUAG
Molecule: messenger RNA, 1095 nt
Organism: Closterium sp. Naga37s-1
Lineage: Eukaryota; Viridiplantae; Streptophyta; Zygnematophyceae; Desmidiales; Closteriaceae
Source: the annotation of a GenBank genome assembly